Molecule: messenger RNA, 1542 nt
Organism: Solanum lycopersicum (tomato)
Lineage: Eukaryota; Viridiplantae; Streptophyta; Magnoliopsida; Solanales; Solanaceae
Biological process (GO): regulation of abscisic acid biosynthetic process; response to heat
Source: RefSeq, a predicted model, not a curated record
UAUUUGAAUCACAUUUUAAUUGCUUCAAUUUGUAAUAAUACUAUACUAAUUUUCUUAUUAACUAUCUAAAACAAAAAAAAAAUUAUGGAUGCUCUUUUUGCUAAAGGAAAAGAAUUUCUUAAUUCCAAAGAUAAAGAUGAUGAAAAAGAAACUCCCAAUCGCAGUGAAAGAACAAAACAUCAUGAUGACGUGGAUGAUUCCGAUGACCACCCACAAAGAAAAACUGCCGGCAAGUCUGGCGGCGGCGGCGGUCGAGGUGGUGGCUGGUCGGACAGCGAAGGUGACGACGAGAGGCCCGCUGGCGCCGGACGUGGUGGCGGUAAGGCGGCGGCAGGCACCGGUGCUCAAAAUCCAAAUGAGCACAAACAGCCAACAACCUCUGAGCUAAUGGCCAGCGCGAAGUUGGUCGCUGCAGCUGCACAAUCCCAAUUAGGCGGCGGCGGCGAGGGUAAGCCAAAAGAAGAAUUGGACACCGGAAAGCUUGCCGGAGCCGCCGCCGACAUCCUUGCAGCCGCUUCCCAUUACGGCAAACUAGGAGAUGAUGGAAUCGGUAAGUACAUCGGACAAGCCGAGGAUUAUCUUCAUGGAUACGAGCUUAAGAAUUCAAAACCCAACAAAUCUGGUAGUGGUGCUGGUGCUGAUGCUGAAUCUGGUAGUGGUACUGGUGCUGCAUCCAAAAAGAGCACUUCUAGUAAUGCGGAGCACAAGAACUCAUCGGAGUCUCACCCACGUGGCAAUACAAGAGAUGAUGAUGAUCAUGAUGAUGAGCGUAGAGAGCACGCCACGAAAGAGAAGAAGAUGGCAUCAAAGAAACCAUCCGGUGACAAUCAAAGUCAUGAUCGUGAGGAAGUAGGUAGAGGGAUGCCUAAGAAACAAGUUGGUGAUGAUCAUUCCGCAGAUGAGCACACGAUGAAAGGUAAAGAAAUGCCUCAGAAACAAUCCGGUGGUCGUGAACGUUCCAAAGAAGACGAUGAUGAUCCGAGAUCUGGACGUGGUGAAAGUGAAGGAAUAGCGAAGAAAAAACCUGUUGGGCAUGGCCAUGAUGAAGAUGAUAGUCGCUCUGGAGGGGGUUAUGGUGAAUACAUAAAAAAAGCACAAGGAUUUCUCAAUAAAAAGUCCGACGGUGGUAAUGGAAGUCCAAAGGCCGAUGGAGAUUCCGGAGGUGGGGUCAUGAAAAUGGCUCAAGGUUUGUUUAAGAAAGAUUCAGACGACCGUAGCCCCAACAAACACGACGAAGAUGGGAACAAAACAGAUUAUCUCAAGAUGGCCGGAAGUUUUUUCAAGUAGAGAUUAUACUGGAUACGUUAUUAUUGUUAUCGUAAUAAUAAAAAAGAAGUAUAGACUAAUUGUAACAUAGAAUAUCAUGAUCUGUUUUGAUCAAUUCUUUUGUUUUCAUUUCUUUGCUAAAGUUUGAGUUUUAGCUAUAGUUUGAUUUGAAUUGUAAUAAUGGUAACAUGUACAGUGUGGCUAUCAGUUGCCAUGCAAAUACUAUUAAUGUACUUGUCAAGUAGUAGAAUAUAUAUAAUUUUUAUUUGAUUCAAA